Penicillium diatomitis is the source of this 1380-nucleotide messenger RNA. RefSeq lists its product as uncharacterized. The coding region runs from base 1 to 1380 and encodes 459 amino acids. The transcript is spliced from 2 exons. The record is from RefSeq and is a predicted model, not a curated record. NCBI's taxonomy places the organism in Eukaryota, Fungi, Ascomycota, Eurotiomycetes, Eurotiales, Aspergillaceae.
AUGGUAUCGUUUGACCCAGAAACUUUAGUCUCUUACGAGGCCCCUGCACUUGAUGUUCCCGAUCACGACCCUGUUGAUUGGGAUGCUUGGCUCACACCAGAGGCACUCCACGAUGAAACAAAUCCGAGUCAGCUGUUACUGCAACAUAUCCCUCAGCUCCAUUCUGAACGGCCAGAAGUCCCUCUGCAAUCAGAUGAGAAUUUGCAGAUGAUGCAGUCCCUUGACUCAACAAAAGAGCCUAUGACGACAAAUCCCCGAACACCAAGUCCAAGUGUAUAUGCUUUUGUGAAAUGCGAAAGCACUGAAAAUCCUCCCCUCCUGAACAGAGAAAAUGAGCAACUCAAAUCUCCAAAGCCCAGGGGUGCUUUGGGCUCCGCGGAUUAUAGCCAGAAAACAUUUCUCACUUCACCAGAUUUCGAGUCUUUGAAAGUACAAGAUAUCGAAAGAGAGGCCUCCCACAAUGCCAAGCCAAUCAAUAAUUGGGCCCAUGCAGAUCAGUACAUUGACUGCAUUCAAAAAAUAUGUCAGAUUGCAACUGGCGAGACAUUAAGCCAAAAACAAGCUCGAGACGUCAAAAACUGCUGUGGUGGUUUGAUCACCAGUUUACGAUCCAAGGGCUCAAUUGCUACGUUAAAGUCCCUUUUAGUCAGUUGUCACCGGCAUGCCUUACCUAGCCUUGACUCUUACGACUUGAAUUCGUCUCUGACAGCAUGCGUGGCAUAUCUGAGGUAUCUGGACUCAGUUGCCGGUCCGACUUCGAAGCCAGACGAUGUACAUCGCCGCCUUGCACAGAUUUGGAUCCAUAUUCAUUUCGAAAAUCAUGUUAAUGACUUGGAGAAAAGUGAAACAGACGGUCUUCCGCUAAACCGCCGAGGUCGGACAAUUUCCACGAUAGCCAGAGAUUCUAUUUUAAAGGCUAUUCAUGGGUCUCAAUUCACGCCGAAAAAAGCAGAUCGUGAUUUUUUGAGCGAUCAAUGCCGCUGGGGCGAGCGUUGGUGGAAAGUCGCUACUUGCAUUGGACUAGGUGUGGUUUUGCUCGCCGGUGAAGACUUGGCAAAUCAAAUAGGCAGAAGAACAGCAUUUCAGAAUAAAAUGGUAGACACGUUGGCUAUUUAUGUCCUCAAUCGCUAUCCAGCUCUAGUUAGUUUUUAUCGAUCGUUUGAGCCUAUGGCUAUGGACCUUACGCUUGGAGGUGAUGCUGCUUUGUCUAGUGACCAAUUAAACACCUUCCUAGAGGCGCUCGUGGAGGGCGAAGCAUUUCUGCCAUGCAAGCAAGAGAGAUGGCUGAUUCCCAACCUCAAGUCUCUGUCUAGACUUGCUGCUACCCACCUGAUAUGUAUCCAGAGGUCCCAGGCUAUGGUUAGUCCCAAAAAUCCUUGA